AAACUGCAGUUAAGAUAUAUCGUCAAUGUAUCGCAAAGGUUAAAAGCGUGGUUUGGAGAAGAAACAAUACAAGAGUGUCAACACUUAAAACAGAGUACUGCGAGCACGGAACAGAAGGAAUGGAGGAAACAUUGCCAGAGAGAUCCACACAAGACUUUUCAAGGGUCAAAAUACUCUGGAUUAUCCAGGAUAUCAGCAGGUUGUGUUGGAAAACGUAUUAUUGAAUUACUAAAACCCAUGGAUUUUGAAGGCGCGAGGCGAAACGCUGACGAAAGACUUAAUCAAGAGCUCACUAGAAUCCGCAAUCUCCCGAAACGAAGCAAGAUCAAAAUAGUCAACAAAUACGGUUUGAAGCAUGCGAGCCACACAAACGCUGGACUGCUGAAAGAAUUAGAGAUCAACCUGGGUGUCAUUUCACGAGAGCAGAGAAGGGUGGCGAAUGAAUGUAACAAAAUGCAGAAAGACUUCAAGGAAAUUCAAAGGAAAUCUCUGUCGAAAUUUCUGCCCCCUCUAGUACAGGAAGAGGAGGUACAUGAGGUACCAGCGGCUCAGAAAAAACCGCCAAGACAACGAAGAAACACUGCUGUUUUUGAUCAGACACCGGUGUGGUUGAAAGGUCGAAGAGAGUCAAUUACUGAAAAGAAAAGAGAAAUUCUUUUAGAUAUGACAGCAAAGAGUAAAGAGAGAACGUUCAAAAUUAUUUCUCAGAACAACAAAAAGACCUCGAUUGGAUUCCCUUUGCCGCCUAUUCGUGAUCACGUUGAACUCGACGAAGAUCCUUGGAUUACACGGAUCAAUCGUCAGCGAAAAAAAGCUUUUGUUGAUAGUUGCUUCCCGUCCUUGUUAGGUGAAGACAAGGGAUAUAACAGAGAGCGAGGAAAAUAUCGCGAGAAUAAAGCACACCAGAAAUAUGAACAAGGGUUACUUUCUCCAACAAACAACGACGAAAGCAACUGGAAGAAAAGAACGUUCCGAGGAACUGUUUACGAAAAGGUCCUUAAAAUGCCCGAUCCUGCUAACAUUCCCCACUUGAAUCCAAGAGACCCUAAACUAUAUCACGUUGUCACGAAAGUAAAGAAUAGGAAGGUCUCCAAGUUAGAAAAUUCGGAUGCAGUCGUCGCAAGAAAGAACACAGUGUUCACAAGACACUGGAAGUGAUGGAAGAAAAUUUCUUCUCUUAAAAGAGCCUUACAUUUUAAUUGUUAGUGGUUGAAAUCAGUCCUUGUGUCUUUAAUACCUGGUAGAUGCAGCUGUGAAAUCAAUUAUUCAAGAAUAUAAAUAUUGCUCUUGUUUCUAGGAGGUAUAGUUCCUCAUCGGAUAUGUUUGGACAGUGUACGACGCCAGAGUGGUGAGAAGGAAAUAAAUCUUUGGUUUCGCGGUUUUUGCUGAAUUUUGCAUCGAGAAAUUUAAAACAGUUCAAAAUAAAAUCUGUUUAAAAUGACUUGUUUGGUAAAAGCUACGAGUAAAUGCGAAAAUCGGUGAAAAAGGAACGCAGAUUUCAAAAACCUGCGUGAAAGAAUAUCACAUUCAGUUUUUCUUGUCAGCGUUCGCCGCAUAUGGAAAAUCAAUAAGGAAAUUGUGGCAGUUGUCACAGUUUGUGAUAAACUGAACCCAUUAUGUGGCGCCGGCAUUUUGUAGAAAAUACCACCCAAUCAUAUCAAUUGUUGAUUCAUUGCCCUGUUUCUGAUCCCGCGAUUUUAGUUGUAUGUUUUCUCUAUUGCGUCGGCAUCGCUAGGAAACCGCGUGAAGAUGCUUGAGGGGGCUAUGUCACCUGAUGCGACUGCGCGCAGAGAUUAAUUAAUUUGAAAUUCAUCUGUCAAAAUUCCAUUAUUCUUCAGAACGACAUGUACAAGCACUGGGACAUUCACAAAUUAUUUUGUUGCUCUGGUUAUUUUGAACCAAGGUCAACAAACAUCCGAUCGUCAAAAAUAAUAAAAGAUUGAAACCGUAAUUUUAUUUUACUUGCACUUAAUGGGCUCUAAGUUUGGCUCAUGCAGGUAAGUAAACAAGCUGCUUAUUGACUGGGCAUUAAGCCCUCACAGGGAAAUAUCUUGCCAUUGGCCACAUUGACAAGGCAUGUUCACUAUUGAUCAUUAUUAUUUUUGUAUCAAGGAAGUUAAAAACAAAAACUCCUCCCGACUACUAUAUAAUGAUCCAGUCACUGUCACGGUCAAAAUCACUGAAGUUGUUGUAGUAUAGUUACAUCUUUGGAUUCGAGUGAUGUAUUAGUCUUUUGUGUGUGUCUUCCAGAUAUUCCGAGAAGGACCUUGCAAUACUGAAAUGACAUAUCUAAACAGCUCCAGCCUAAAUAAGGUAUUCCAUUGGGUGGUGUCUUUUCGUAUAGCCUGUUCUUGAAUUAGGACCUAAGAGUGUCCAGCAUUAUUUAGAUACAAAACAUGUAAAAAUAGCCAAAAUGAGGCGCUCCAGAAAUACAAAGAAAUGCAGGCAAGCUAAUUUGUUAUAACAUGUUUCUGUUCCAGGUAUGUUAUCUUUGGGUUACGGUUUAGGGCUAGGGUUAGGAUUGCCCAACCGUCAACAGAUCUGGUCUGCCUUGAUUUCGGCGGUCAGUUGUUCACGUUCACAGAUUUAAAAUAAUAUUGAAAUGCUGAAUUUUCGCUUCAAAGCAGAUUUUGUGGCCUUUUGGUUCCAUUAUUAGAACCGUUUGAAAAGGAAAUGCAUCGAAAGUAUCAGAAUCAAUUGACUCUAAGGCAUGGGUCGCACUAGAGCGAAUUCUGUUUGUUGUACCAAAAAUUGGGUCAAAAUUGGAGCUUUUCCUAAUGCGACCCCUGCAAGCAAAAUUUGGAAAAAUUUGUCAGCGGACCAAAAAGAUCAAAGACGCCGUAGUGUAUGGGUGGGGCAGGCAGAUUUUUCCCAAAUCGUCCAAAGAAAACAGAAAUUCAUUAAACAUGUCACCUGCGUGUUUAUUUAAGAAAAUUGAUGGUCGACAGUAUGCCUUCACGGGAAAGCAUCAUUGUUUACAAAAGCGUUUUAUCAGUGUCUACACAAGAAUUUAGCCUUGUCGUGUGGCUUCUAGCCUGCGUCACAGACAGUCUAAACCGCCGGUAUAGUCCGUCUGCGCAACGGCUCCCAAAAGCUUGUUCUGAUAUCCCGCAGUCAGUGUAUCCAUUUUUGAUUGGCUAGUUCCUUACGCACUUUCUGAUUGAAUAAUUCUUGCGAAAGCGAUCACGCAACUAUCACGUAAUGCUAAAAAUAAUUGUGUGCGGGUUUCCCAAGAACAUUUGUACAUCUGCUUCGAGUUGGAAAUAAGAUGUCUGCAAUAACAGAGGAAGAUUGGCAAAAAGCGUUCAAAUCCAUGAGAGAGCAGUUUUAAAUCGAUAAUCUUCUACCUGAACAGGAAAACUCGCUUCGCAAAUUUCUGGGAGGUCAAAAUAUUUUUGUAAAUUUGCCGACGGGCUACAGUAAAUCUUUGAUUUUCCAGUGCCUUCCGAUCGCUGCCGAUGCUCUGUUCGAAAAGCCUCGUGGUUCCAGUAUUCUCGUUGUAAUAUCGCCAUUGUGAUCGCUUAUGGAAGACCAUAUUCUCUGGCGAAGCGGGACAAAGAUAAAUAUGACAACCGUGAUAAGCAGCAGUAUUACGUGCAACAGUUAAUCAAACAGCCGGGCCCGGCGUAAUAAUACAAAAUGCAAGUAACCAACAUGUUCGCGGAAUAUUUCAAACUUUGUCCUUCCAGAGCUAAGAUUUACAGAGCUUAAAACAUAUCCUGCAGUACAAAUGAGCCAAA
Molecule: messenger RNA, 3740 nt
Organism: Orbicella faveolata
Lineage: Eukaryota; Metazoa; Cnidaria; Anthozoa; Scleractinia; Merulinidae
Source: RefSeq, a predicted model, not a curated record